AAAAGCGAAAGGGGAUUUUUUUUCGCAGUAUUCACUAGACAGAGUCAGGUCCUGUGGAGGUGAAGUUCUAAUCAGUGGAAAGUAAAAAGUAAUACCUGCACCGAUUAGAAAGCCAAAACCCUUUCAUAAUUCUUCAUUGUCUCUUAAGGCAACAAUAGCAAAGCUUCUCUUAGUUGAAUGCAAAGCAGCAAGCCAAUACUAUGGCUGAGGGCGGAUUGCACAACGCCAAAAGAAGUGGCCUUUCAUCAGGCGAGGAGGAGACAGAGCCAAACACGCUGCUGCAGAAACUAAAGAGCAGCAUCUCCAAGAAUAUACAAACUAAAGUGGACUCAAUUUUACAAGAAGUGCAGCGAUUUUCAGACAAUGAUAAACUAUACCUGUACUUGCAGCUUCCAGCAGGACCCUGUGCUGGAGAAAAAAGCAAUGACCUGAGUUCCUUCAGUACUGCUGAUCAGCUUCAUGCAUGUAACUGGAUCCGUAGCCACUUGGAGGAGCACACAGACACCUGCCUACCUAAGCAGCAUGUUUAUGACGCAUACAAGAGGUACUGUGAUGACCUGCAGUACCGUGCUAUGAGUGCAGCUAACUUUGGAAAGAUCAUCAGGGAUGUUUUUCCCAACAUCAAAGCCAGGAGACUUGGUGGCAGAGGACAAUCCAAAUACUGCUACAGUGGCAUCAGGAGAAAGACGGUGCUAAAUAUGCCUCUGCUUCCAAGUUUGGACCUAAGGAAUGACCCAUCAGAGUUAACAGAACUCGUUCAGACAUACAAUAAUGAAGUGACAGAUGCUGCAUGCACUCUCAUCUGCGACUGGGCCGAGAAGAUCUUGAAACGUUCCUUUGACUCUGUGGUGGAGAUUGCCCGCUUCCUGGUCCAAGAACACAUUGUCAACCCACGCUCCAGUUCUGCCCAUAUUAUCAUGUCAGCCACCUUAGCUGCAGGCCCUGCAAAAUCACAUAGGGUUAUAAAGAAGACUCCACCAUAUCAGAGAAAUUCAACCAAAGAUGAAGAGGAAUGCACUCCAGUAACACAGACUGAAAAAGAAAGAAUGAUAACAGGGAAGCAGACAUUCCCUGAUAAAUCUCAGAAGUCCAUGGACAAUGCAGAAGAAAAGGUAGAAGCGGUUUUGAAACGCUACCCUCCAUUAAUGCCUCGGGUGGAUCCACAUGGUUCCCUCUGCUCUUCUCCACCUGUUCUAGCGCCAAAGGAUGCAAGUGUCAAAAUAACUCUGCCCAUUCCUGUUACAACCGCACCCCUCACUAUUUCUCCAGGAGUAGGCACUCAACAGCAAGGGCAGUUUUCAGUCAUCAAAGUAAUCAUGCCCACAGGCAAUGUAAGUGUCCCUUUUCCAGAAAAUUCUGUAUCUGCUGCAUCCAAUGAAAAAAAUACAAAUCCUUCUGCAUCAUCAGUAGCGUUUCCACGAAACAACAAUAAUUCCAAACGACAUGCAGAGCCCACAUCUGAAACUACUACCACAAAAAGGAAGAGAGGAAGGCCCAGGAAAUCUAGACCAAAAGAUGCAGAGCAAGAAAAGCAAACAGUAGAAUCUACACAAAGUGUAAUCCAAAGGGCAUUGUCAGUAAGUGGAGUGGGGCCCCAAGAACUUGAGCCUAAACAUCAACAAGUAACUAAUUUCAUUGAAAUUAUGAUAUCAGAAGACACUGUGAUGAGUGUGAUGCCCAAUACAAAUUGUCACAGCCAAGGUGAAGAGCCUCAACAAAUGGCACAAGGAGUUCACGGCAUUGAAGAUCUGCAAGAAACUGUAGACCUCACUAUUCCCAAUAAAGACUAUUCCAAUCCAGGAAAUGAUAUUUUAGCACCUGAAGAUGUAAGUGUUGCUGAAGGACUCGAGGCUCGUACCUGGGAAACCAGUAGAGCUAACGUGGAGGUCAUCAAACGAGGUCCAGGUAUUUCAUUUAAAUUGACCAAUCCACAGAGUCACAUUCAAGACACGGAGGGAGCAGAAAACCUGGAAAACACUGGAGGAGAAAUCAUUUUAACUAGUAUUAGCACAGAAGACAGUAGAAGAACGUGUGGGAGUCAGAGUGCAGAACAAUUGUCCUCAAGGCCUCUACAUGCAAUCCCGGGUUUGCCAGCAAUAGUGGAAGACUGCCAAACAUGCAAACACUGAACUCUUUUUACAAAUGAAUAUAGUGAAUAAGGAAGGGAAAAAAUCAUGAGAGACUUCAAAGAGAAUGUUCUGUGUAUUUAUGAUGAUGUUUAGCAGAACCUCAAGAUAACUACAUAUUUUCAUUCAGACUUAUAUUAGGAUUUUACUGGUUUUAAAAAUAUCCAUAUUUUGACAUAAAGAAAUCAUGUGUUCAUCUUCUUACUGUGAAAACUGAGAGAACAUUGUUCAGGUAUAUUGGCUGGACGGAUUUCUCUUUUUCUUGUUCUCACUUAGUAUGAAGGUGACUUCAUUCCUACACUAUUUUUUGUAUUCAGUAUGAUUUCAAUGAUAUAUUGGCUGUGUAAAAUUCAUUCAUAAAUUGCAUGUAAUGUUUUUUGUGAAUGUCUGCAAAGUGUACAGUAGGCAAUAUAGCACUCUGUUUAGCUUUUUUAUGCACUUACACACACACAUACAUAGAAAAGGCAUAUACUCAAUAUACACACAAUAUUAUGUAUUGCUACGAGCCUAGGGGCACCGGCAACCUAAUAUAUGAGACAACAGAAAAGAUUGUUUAAUCUAGACAUGGUGGUUGUGUUUGUUAAUGCUUGGUAGGCAAGAGAGGUGCACCCUUAAGUAAGCAAUGUGCCCAGUUUGAGGUCCCUUAUGGUAUUCCUGGAGGAGCCUCUCAACAGCAGUUCCUACUCUGAAGAACAUAAACCCAAUCCUUCAAUUAUCUUUGUCUCCCCUCAUUUUAUAUUCCCACUCUUUGGGGGCAUAUAUGAAAAGGGAAGUUAGCCAGCCUCCUGUCUGGCCUUCCUGUGCCAUGUUGGACUUUCUGGGCUUCCAGUCUCCCUACCAGGGCUUGUUCUCAGUUGUAUGCUUCCAGUUCCUUCCUGAAAAGAAAGCAGCCCAGGCUCUGAGGCACACAGGGUUCUCAGACCCUUUUCCGUGGUUCUCCCAGUGCUCUCUGAAUGUUUAGUAGGAGGCAGGUGAGCCUGAGCAAGCUGUGACUGAUAUAUAAAGAGUGAUGCAGAGAUAUUAGACAUGGACAUAUAUACAUACAACUUUAUAUUCGUGUGUGGAUAUAAAACAUGCAACAUGCAACAUCACAGUAGUCUAUAGUUCUGGAAAAUCUUAACUAUUCAUCUUGUAUUUAUGAAAUAUUGAGGAAGAACUUAAAAAAGGAGCUUUCGUCAACAGUUAAAAUUUUUGCAAUACAAUACAAUUGACAGAAACAGCAAUAGCUUUUCUAAUACAGAACCAUGCCAGGUAUAUUAGUCAAGAUUUUCCACCCAUAAGUUGUUUUCAUAAUGAGGUGAAGCAGUUUUUUGUGCAUGUUUAUUUUCUGAAUGCCCAUGCCUAAGCGCUGCCCAAUACUUAUCAUGUUUUAUAUUUCCAUUGAAUGAAUACUGUGCUUUGCUGAAGCACUGAAACUUCAAAGAAAUUAAAAGAUCAUUUAUAAACGAAAGAAAAGCUUCAUUGCUGUUGGUUUCCUGCAUUUUGAGGGUCUUGAAGAAGCAACUGCCUUUUUUAUGUCUGCUCUGUAUGUAUGCCUUGUGUAUCUUUACAGUUUUGCAGUUGCAAUGUUAGCAUGCAGAAAAGGAAGGAACGGCAAAGGUGAGCAGAUUGAACUUCACAGCACAUGUCAGUGCUCUAAAAUGUCACAAUUCCAAAAUAUGCAGGUAUCCGAAUCCAACAAAAAUAUGUUUGACUUAAUAUAUGGGUGUUUUGUUUUAUUUUCUCUUAUCCUCAGAGACUCAUUUUAUAUUCUGUACUGUUAAUGGGAAAUUAAAUGUGUGAUGGCUACAACAAUGCAAUAAUACACUAAUAGCACAAUAUAAUG
Messenger RNA from Polypterus senegalus (gray bichir), 3951 nucleotides. It is a transcript of the gene rfx5, whose product is annotated as regulatory factor X, 5. The record is from RefSeq and is a predicted model, not a curated record. Gene Ontology annotation, molecular function: DNA-binding transcription factor activity, RNA polymerase II-specific; RNA polymerase II cis-regulatory region sequence-specific DNA binding. The transcript has 11 exons. NCBI's taxonomy places the organism in Eukaryota, Metazoa, Chordata, Cladistia, Polypteriformes, Polypteridae. Bases 201 to 2129 code for a protein of 642 amino acids. Gene Ontology annotation, biological process: regulation of transcription by RNA polymerase II.